UUUCAUUAGUUCAUCACUAGUUUCAACACAACAACAAUAUCAACGACAACAAAGUGUAGCCAACAAAUAGUGCUAGGGUUCUAUAUACUACAUACUCGUAUACAUGUAUAUGCGUUUGUAUGCCAAUUUGUGUGUAGUAAAAGCGUUAGAAGUAGGUCAACAACUUUUUUAGCGUGGUCAUAUUGGUUAUUGGCCGCUUUGCUUUCCGGCUUAGAGAUUGCUUUUGCUGCUGUGGCUGUGGCUCUGGCUGCGGCUGCGGCUGCGGCACCGGCUGCGUUUGUGUUUGUCGAUUUUGUUGUUCUUGUGGCUAUGGUACAACGUUUUAUUGGCAUUUUCGAGGUUAUUACCACUUUGAUUGCUGCGAAGUUGCACAUUCCACGUCGAGUAGUGUGCGCAUGGUUAUUAGUAGCGGCAUCGCGCGUUACGGCAAUUCCAAAUACACCGAGUUCGAGCAAUGAAUUUCCGAAUUUAUUUACUAUUUCUUGCAAUAUUUACCACAAUACAACCGCAGCGCUGUCAAUUGGACGCGAUUGCUAAGCGGCAAAAGCGUUGGGUGCCAGUUUUGUUAUUUCCACCGACCAGUCCGACGCGGGUGCAGUGGAUUGUUGGCAUUGGUAUACCAUUAGAGGAUUUGCUCUAUGAAGCAAUGACCACCGGUUACGUUUUGAAGGCGGAGUAUUUUCUAGCCGAUAACGUGACGAAACUCUACACCAUCACACAAAUGCCAUUUACGGCGCGUCAAAUGUCUGCAAGGAAAUUAACGAAAUUUGAGCGGUUUCUAGCGAAAGCUGACGAAUGGAAGCGUUAUUCCGCUUGGGAGCGGCAUCUGCAGGAGAAUCGACGUGUGUUGUCCAGCUAUAGAUGGUCUAUAUAUAAAGUUUUAGAGGGUUUAGCGGAGCGCCUAGCGCCCUCGGGUCGCGCUUGUGUGCUGAAAAGCAUCUGCGAGGCAGCGGAGACAUCAUUUCACUAUCACAAUGGCUUGUUCGGCGAAUUGUUGCACAUAUUACUGUCUCCCUCUUCUUCCGUUGACGUUUUAUCGGAGCAUGCAGAUAAUGAGUACUUUUACGCUGAGUCUAUGGGUCGCUCUGGUGCGGACUGUAAUUUGGUAUUUAAGGAUUGCAAGAAAUCGUUGUUGGAACAUUUUUCGAAUGUACGUACUUUGCAAGAGAUGUUGGCUAAGCAAUUUGGUUAAGUUGAAGUUGUGAACUUGAUUUGAAAAGAAAUAUAUGACUGCAUCUGU
Messenger RNA from Ceratitis capitata (Mediterranean fruit fly), 1240 nucleotides. RefSeq lists its product as uncharacterized. Bases 455 to 1192 code for a protein of 245 amino acids. Lineage: Eukaryota; Metazoa; Arthropoda; Insecta; Diptera; Tephritidae. The transcript has 4 exons. The record is from RefSeq and is a predicted model, not a curated record.